AUGUUGCAAAUCGAAUCAUUCUACGGCACUCUCGAGAACGAGUCAGACUGCAUCGUUCUCAUCGACAUGGCUCGCUGCGGCCUCAUCCCCAGAAUCCAGCGCAGACUCACGUCCCACGAGCGCAGAGCCAUCCGCCACGGCAGCGUCUUCGUCUACUGUGAAGAAGAAAGCACAAUCAGAAGAUGGACCGAUGACAUGGCGUGGUCUCCGUCCCGCAUCCAAGGCGCAUUCCUAGCAUACAGGCAGAUGCUUGCUACAAGCCCAAUGAUAAAAAAGACAUACUCUGCAACAUGUGCUGGCAGAAACUUCCACGUCGUUGCAUACUCUGCUGCCUCAGACUGCCAUUCAAUCCUUCCUUCUCCAUCCUUGCUCUAUGCUGCUGCUCAUCUGCCAACAGACAUUCGCAUCAGGAAAAAACCUUCAUUCAGAAGCUUCGACCUUCCUCGUCCACACACCGAGCAUCUUGAAACACACGACGACUUUGCACUCGGCACAUACUGGUACUGA
Ordospora pajunii is the source of this 507-nucleotide messenger RNA. Its product is annotated as putative Gti1/Pac2 protein. Lineage: Eukaryota; Fungi; Microsporidia; Ordosporidae. The record is from RefSeq and is a predicted model, not a curated record. Gene Ontology annotation, molecular function: DNA binding. The coding region runs from base 1 to 507 and encodes 168 amino acids. The transcript has a single exon.